Molecule: messenger RNA, 984 nt
Organism: Ictalurus punctatus (channel catfish)
Lineage: Eukaryota; Metazoa; Chordata; Actinopteri; Siluriformes; Ictaluridae
Gene: prdx6
Product: peroxiredoxin 6
Biological process (GO): cell redox homeostasis; cellular oxidant detoxification
Cellular component (GO): mitochondrion; cytosol
Molecular function (GO): peroxiredoxin activity
Source: RefSeq, marked provisional
GUGUUUGCUCUCAGUCCUCGCUGUGUUUAGAGAGAGAAGGAGAGUGUGAGUCAUCAUGCCAGGGGUUCUGCUAGGAGACGUUUUCCCUAACUUUGAAGCGGACACGUCUAUUGGCAAGAUAAAAUUUCACGAAUUCUUGGGCGACUCAUGGGGCAUCCUGUUCUCUCACCCACGCGACUUCACCCCUGUGUGCACAACCGAGCUGGCUUGUGCUGCUAGGCUCAGUGAUGAGUUUAAGAAGCGCGGUGUGAAGAUGAUCGCGCUGUCCAUAGACAGCGUGGCAGACCACUGUGCCUGGAGCAAGGACGUGGUGGCACUUCACUCAGAAACAGCAGGAAGUCCUCUGCCAUUCCCCAUUAUAGCAGAUGAUAAGCGGGAGCUCUCGGUUCUACUGGGAAUGCUGGACCCUGAUGAGCGGGAUAAAGAUGGCAUGCCCCUUACUGCCCGCUGUGUGUUCGUUAUUGGGCCUGAUAAGAGGUUGAAGCUGUCAAUCCUUUAUCCUGCCACCACAGGACGCAAUUUCACCGAAAUCCUUCGGGUCAUCGAUUCCCUGCAGCUGACGGCAAGCAAAAAGGUGGCUACACCUGUGGACUGGAAGCCUGGAGAAGAAGUGAUGGUUAUCCCCUCUCUCUCAGAUGAAGAGGCCAAGAAGCUUUUCCCUGCUGGAUUCACCACCAAGGAACUGCCUUCUGGGAAAAAAUACCUGCGCUAUACCCCACAGCCAUAAACAAAACAGCAGGGAUGUCAAGAUUCAAGAGCAUCAUAGACAUAGCACUUCUUUCUGCUAUUAGCCUAAUUAUUUUGUUAACGAAUUCAGUCAGCUCAACUAUAUGGAGCCUGUAUCACUCUGAAUUUUCUAUCUGACACUAAUUAAGUGAAAAUGUGGCUGAAGCAAGACGAUAAACAAAAGACAAGUAAAGUGUGGAAUGUACUUCACUCUAAAUUGUAGUGCCUUACACACAAUAAAGAUAUCUUUUGGAAAAA